This is a messenger RNA of Triticum aestivum (bread wheat), 684 nucleotides long. RefSeq names its product RING-H2 finger protein ATL14-like. The transcript has a single exon. NCBI's taxonomy places the organism in Eukaryota, Viridiplantae, Streptophyta, Magnoliopsida, Poales, Poaceae. The record is from RefSeq and is a predicted model, not a curated record. Bases 35 to 418 code for a protein of 127 amino acids.
CAUAGACCAUAGCCAAGGAAGGAAUCCAGCCCGCAUGGUGCUCUCGGCCGUCCUGCUCGCGGCAGGCAUCACGCUGAUGCUCGUCGUGCACAUCCUCGUGGUCCUCUGGGUGCUGAGGCGGGGCAUGACCGCCCGCGUCGCCGAGCACGCGGAGGAAGAAGACGCAGGCCUUACCGCCGAAGAGCUCGGCGAGCUGCCAUGCCACGACUUCAAGGAAGGCGGCCCCGGCGAGUGCGCGGUGUGCCUGGAGGCGUUCAUGGCCGGCGACCGCUGCAUGGUGCUGCCGCGGUGCGAGCACGGGUUCCACGCCGAGUGCGUCAGCUCGUGGCUGCGCAAGAGCCGCCUGUGCCCCAUCUGCCGCACCGAGGUGGCCGGCGCGGUGGCCGGCGAGGUCGUCGUGGAGGUCGCUGCUGCCUGAUGGCCGUCGUUGGGUAGUUGGAUGCAGUGUUUGCAGGUGUUUGGCAGGUUCUCUUCUGUACUGUGUACAACGUUUCUGCAUUUGUUAUGUAUAUAGCCAUCUUGUUGAUUUAGAUGCUCUUGCGAGGAUUUCUAACUGAACAUCGUGGCGAAUCAGGAGGCCACGCUCAAGGCCUGUCUGUGCAUAGUUUGGUGCUGUUUAUCAGCCGCACCACUGAAGAUUUCUCGUUUGAUCUUGAUGCUUAUUUAUUCAGAAAAAUGCCUCGC